AGAGCCGGUGCUUGGCUGUGUGCAGAGAGGCGGGUGCAGGGAAGCGCUGCGAAUCCCCCGCGCCGUCCCGGCCCCUCAGGCGAGUGGCAUGAACUUGGAGCCGGCCGAGUGCGGGAUGAACUCGGUGAGCUGCGGCAACGGGAAGCUCCGCCAGUGGCUGAUCGACCAGAUCGACAGCGGCAAGUACCCGGGGCUGGUGUGGGAGAACGAUGAGAAGAGCAUCUUCCGCAUCCCCUGGAAGCACGCCGGCAAGCAGGACUACAACCGCGAGGAGGAUGCUGCCCUCUUCAAGGCUUGGGCUCUUUUCAAGGGAAAGUUCAGAGAGGGCAUUGAUAAACCAGAUCCCCCUACCUGGAAGACAAGAUUAAGGUGUGCUUUGAACAAAAGCAAUGACUUUGAAGAACUAGUGGAGAGAAGCCAGCUGGACAUCUCAGAUCCCUAUAAAGUGUACAGAAUAGUGCCAGAAGGAGCUAAAAAAGGUGCAAAACAAAUGAGCAUGGAGGAACAGCCAUUAAUUAUGAAUCACCCCUUCCCAAUACCUUCUCCUUACACUUCACUACCAUCUCAGGUACAAAACUACAUGGGGCCCCAUGAGAGGAACUGGAGAGAAUUUGCCCCGGAGCAGCCCCAUCCCGACAUUCCCUACCAGUGUGCCAGCAUACCUUACGCAGCUCGCAGUCAUCAUUGGCAAGGGCCUGGUUGUGAAAAUGGUUGUCAGGUGACAGGGACUUUUUAUGCUUGUGCCCCUCCUGAGUCCCAGACUCCUGGCAUCCCGAUUGAGCCAAGUAUAAGGUCUGGCGAAGCCCUCGCGCUGUCAGAUUGUCGACUCCACAUCUGCUUGUAUUAUCGUGAAAUACUGGUAAAGGAAGUAACAACAACCAGUCCUGAAGGCUGUAGGAUAUCCCAUGGCCAAAGUUACGAGGUCAGCAGCCUGGAGCAGGUUAUCUUCCCUUACCCUGAGGAUAACGGCCAGAGGAAGAACAUAGAGAAACUACUGAACCACUUGGAGCGAGGAGUAAUUCUGUGGAUGGCUCCCGACGGCCUGUACGCUAAGAGACUUUGUCAGAGCAGGAUCUACUGGGACGGGCCCCUGGCACUCUGCAGCGACAGACCCAACAAGCUGGAGAGGGAUCAAACUUGCAAGCUCUUCGAUACUCAGCAGUUUUUAGCAGAGCUGCAAGCUUUUGCUCAUCAUGGACGUCCACUGCCAAGAUACCAGGUUGCUCUGUGCUUUGGGGAGGAAUUUCCAGAUCCACAGAGGCAGAGAAAACUAAUUACAGCCCAUGUUGAACCAAUGUUUGCCAGGCAGCUGUAUUAUUUUGCUCAACAAAACAGUGGACAUCUUCUGAGAGGCUAUGAUUUACCAGAACUUGUGACUAGUCCAGAAGAUUAUCACAGAUCUAUUCGCCAUUCCUCUAUUCAAGAAUAAAUCCUCAGAAUGAUUGUUUUUAAAGGCACUGUAAAGAUUAUGCAGAACGGAGGAGCAAAUGUGGACUGCAAUUUGGAGGUCCGAAUCGCAGCUGGAUGCGUUCAGGGAACCAAGGGUUCAAAGAUAGGAAAAUGAACUAGAACAAUAUUGUAU
Molecule: messenger RNA, 1582 nt
Organism: Tinamus guttatus (white-throated tinamou)
Lineage: Eukaryota; Metazoa; Chordata; Aves; Tinamiformes; Tinamidae
Gene: IRF4
Product: interferon regulatory factor 4
Biological process (GO): immune system process; regulation of transcription by RNA polymerase II
Cellular component (GO): nucleus
Molecular function (GO): DNA-binding transcription factor activity, RNA polymerase II-specific; RNA polymerase II cis-regulatory region sequence-specific DNA binding; protein binding
Source: RefSeq, a predicted model, not a curated record